AUGCAGGAGAACUACGAGAUAGUGACCUCACUGGGGUUUCCCAUUCCCAAACCUGAGCUGAUCGCCCGGCUGGAACAAGGGGAAGAGCCGUGGGUGCCCGAUCUCGAGGCCUUGGAGGAAAGAGAGAUCUCAAGAGGCACCUGCACAGGUGAUGAGAGAGUGAGUGAGGAGGAGGGGAAUCAUCAUGAGCACAUUCUUAGGGAAAUGGAACCACAGGGGACCUUUGUGGGAAGACCUGAAGGGAAUUUUUCCCGGUGCUUGGAAGAGAGAGAAGCCUGUGGAAAUUGGCACAGGUCAGAGAGGCUGCUGGGAAACCACCCAAAGAAGAAAGUGGAUGAACCCAUUCAAUGUUGGGGAGGAGAUAAGGAUCCCACAGACCAGCAAACAAAUCCCAAGGAAGAGAAACCCUAUCAGUGCCUCGAAUGUGGGAAAGGAUUAAUUCUGAGAUCACAGUUUGUGACACAUCAGACAAUCCAUACUGGAGAGAAACCCCUUCAAUGCUUGGACCGUGGAGAAACCUUCAAUAACCGCUCAGACCUCAAUAAUCAUGGGAGAAGCCACUCGGGAGAGAAACCCUAUCAAUCUCUCGAAUGCAGGAAAUGUUUGGAUUGGAAGUCAGUUCUAAGUACACACCUGAUAAACCAAACACGAGAGAGACCCCACAAAUGCUUAGACUGUGGAAAAAGUUUCAUACAGAGGUCAGACCUUGUUAAACAUCAGGGAAUCCACACAGGAGAGAGACCCUAUAAGUGUUUGAACUGUGGGAAAAGUUUCACAUGGAGAUCAGCCCUUGUUCAGCAUCAGGCAAUCCAUACAGGAAAAAGACCACAUAAGUGCUUAGACUGUGGGAAAAGUUUCAUACAGAGCUCAGACCUUGUUAAACAUCAGGCAGUCCACACCAGAGAGAGACCCCAUAAGUGCUUGGACUGUGAGAAAAGUUUUAUACGUAGGUCAGACCUUGUUAAACAUCAGGCAAUGCACACAGGUGAAAGACCCCAUAAAUGCUUGGACUGUGAGAAAAGUUUCAUACAGAGAUCAGACCUUGUUAAACAUCAGGCAGUCCAUACAGGAGAGAGACCCCUUAAGUGCUUAGACUGUGGAAAAAGUUUCAGAGACAGAUCAGCCCUUUUAAAACAUCAGGCCAUCCACACAGGAGAGAGACCCCAUAAGUGCUUAGACUGUGGAAAAAGUUUCAUAUGGAGGUCAGACCUUGUUAAACAUCAAGCAUUCCACACAGGCGAGCGACACCAUAAGUGCGUGGACUGUGGGAAAAGUUUCAUAAGGCGGUCAGACCUUGUUAAGCAUCAGGCAAUCCACACAGGGGAGAGACCCCAUAAGUGCUUGGACUGUGGGAAAAGUUUCAUACGUAGGUCAGACCUUGUUAAACAUCAGUCAAUCCACACAGGAGAGAGACCCCAUAAGUGCUUGGACUGUGGGAAAAGUUUCCUACAGAGGUCAGACCUUGUUAAACAUCAGGUAAUCCACACGGGAGACAGACCCCAAAAGUGCUUGGACUGUGGGAAAAGUUUCAGAAAUACAUCAGCCCUUGUUAAACAUCAGGCAAUCCACACAGGAGAGAGCCCUCAUAAGUGCUUAGACUGUGGGAAAAGUUUUGUAUGGAGGUCAGACCUUGUUAAACAUCAGGCAAUCCACACAGGAGAGAGACCCCAUAAGUGCUUGGACUGUGGAAAAAGAUUCAUACGGAGGUCAGACCUUAUUAAACAUCAGGCAAUCCACACAGGAGAGAGACCCCAUAAGUGCUUAGACUGUGGGAAAAAUUUCACACAGAGAUCAUAUCUUAUAACACAUCAGAGGAUCCACACAGGCGAGAGACCUCAUAAUUGCUUGGAUUGUCAGAAAAGUUUCACAAACAGGUCAGCCCUUGUUAGACAUCAGGCAAUCCACACAGGAGAGAGA
This is a messenger RNA of Chelonoidis abingdonii (Abingdon island giant tortoise), 1917 nucleotides long. The record is from RefSeq and is a predicted model, not a curated record. Lineage: Eukaryota; Metazoa; Chordata; Testudines; Testudinidae.